Messenger RNA from Bradysia coprophila, 1471 nucleotides. Its product is annotated as putative serine protease K12H4.7. Gene Ontology annotation, biological process: proteolysis. NCBI's taxonomy places the organism in Eukaryota, Metazoa, Arthropoda, Insecta, Diptera, Sciaridae. The record is from RefSeq and is a predicted model, not a curated record. Gene Ontology annotation, molecular function: dipeptidyl-peptidase activity; serine-type exopeptidase activity.
GAACAAAUAUUUAGUCGUUCACUAAACGUUACAUCGGUCUAAGCGAAAAUGCUGAUUUUAAUAUUUGCGUUAGUCGGAACGUUAUCUGUGCUAAACGGAAAUGUAUUCGCAGGUGACUUUGAAGCCGCCAGUUUUACGUUAAGUGCACGCGGUGAAUUUGAAACACGAUUGGAUCAUUUUCGUCCGCAGUAUUUCGAUAAAGUUAGGUUUGCAUAUCAUGUGAAUACGGACUAUUACCAACCGAUGGGACCGUUAUACAUUUACAUUAAAGACGCACGCGACUAUACAACCACAUGGAUUGAAAGUGGACUUAUGGUUGACAUAGCUGCCGAAACAAAUGCAGCACUUUUCACAUUCGAUCACAGAUAUCUCGGUGAUAACCGACCAACACAAAAUGCCUCGUUCGAAAACCUGGAAUAUUUAUCGGUAGAACAAAGCCUGGCCGACAUCGCAACAUUCAUUCGGUUCAUUCGAUCGGACCCAUCGGUCAGCUAUUUUACGAAAGUGAUUUUGUGGGGAUCCGGGUAUGGUGGAUCAAUGGCUACGUGGGCACGGAAAAAAUAUCCAGGAUUGGUUGACGGGGUCUGGUCAUCGAGUGGAAUAUUCGACAUCACCCUGUACAGUUUCAGUCAGUACGAUGCAUUGGAAAGUAUUUUUCGUAACUCCGGAAGUAGUGGAUGCACCGACUUACUUCGCGAAGCACUGUUCGAAAUGGAUAGGUUCAUACAAAAUGGAGAAGGUGAAUACCUGCAAGAGAGGUUAAAUUUGUGCCGUCCAGUGGACACCAAUUCAAUGUUUGACAUUGCCGCAUUAUACGAACAUUAUAUUCUCUUCGUUACGGACUAUAUCAACAGACUUCAUACUCCGGGCAUUUUAAGUUUCUGUCGUGCAAUGGAAGAAAUACCCGGCGAUGCGUUCGAUUCGUUUGCACAAUGGGUUGACUUAAUUUACGGGACACCGGAAUGUUUUGAUCCGAGUUUCGAUGGUAUAGUGGAGCGUAGCAGUAAUGUUGAAUGGGGUGCCGUCGGAACGGAUACUGGAAGACGACAGUGGUAUUACAGUCAGUGCACACAGAUUGGUUCAUUCUUGAUAGCCGAUGAGUUUUCAUGGAUACCGGGACGAAUUUCCGUUUUCUAUCACAUGGAAAAAUGUCAACGAGUAUUGGGUGAAAGCUACAACGCAAAUCUAUUAAUUACUGCAAACGAUGCUCUGAUUCGAGAACUGGGAUCGCUGAACCACAGUGUAACGAAUGUAAUUUAUACGAAUGGCGGCAUUGAUCCGUGGCUUGGUACUGGAAUUGUAGAGUCACAACAUCCGAGCCUAAUCGCUAUGACCAUUGAUACCUACGCUAAAUCCGCUGACCUAACAUCCAUCGAUCCAAUGUCAGACACUGAAUUACUGGUGGAAGCAAAGCAGCGUAUCAGAGAAACAAUUAUUGCAUGGUCGCAAUUCACAUCAGUGAAAUAAAAAA